This is a messenger RNA of Pipistrellus kuhlii (Kuhl's pipistrelle), 2242 nucleotides long. It is a transcript of the gene SLC22A5, whose product is annotated as solute carrier family 22 member 5. The transcript is spliced from 10 exons. Gene Ontology annotation, cellular component: membrane. The coding region runs from base 208 to 1881 and encodes 557 amino acids. NCBI's taxonomy places the organism in Eukaryota, Metazoa, Chordata, Mammalia, Chiroptera, Vespertilionidae. The record is from RefSeq and is a predicted model, not a curated record. Gene Ontology annotation, biological process: transmembrane transport; carnitine transport. Gene Ontology annotation, molecular function: ATP binding; transmembrane transporter activity.
GGCGGCGGCGGCGGAGGCAGGGCCGCUCCGGGGCGGGAGCUCGCGCGCGGCUAAGUCGACGGCCCGUUCCCCGGCCGGUGCCUCGGUCGGUCCCGCGGCGCGGAGUCCCAGGGCGCACGCGCGCGCGCACGCCCUCCGCGCCCCGCCCCCGCGCGCUUCCGCGUCCCGCGACCCCGCGCCGCGCGCUGCGGGCUGCCGAGGGGCGGCAUGCGGGACUACGACGAGGUGACCGCCUUCCUGGGCGAGUGGGGCCCCUUCCAGCGCCUCAUCUUCUUCCUGCUCAGCGCCAGCAUCAUCCCCAACGGCUUCAAUGGCAUGUCCGCCGUGUUCCUCACGGCGACCCCCGAGCACCGCUGCCGGGUGCCCGACUCCGCCAACCUGAGCAGCGCCUGGCGCAACCACAGCGCCCCGCUCCGGCUGCAGGACGGCCGCCCGGUGCCGCACAGCUGCCGGCGCUACCGGCUCGAGGCCAUGGCCAACUUCUCGGCGCUCGGGCUGGAGCCGGGGCGCGACGUGGACCUGGAGACGCUGCAGCAGGAGGGCUGCCUGGACGGCUGGGAGUUCAGCCGGGACGUCUACCUGUCCACCAUCGUCACCGAGUGGAACCUGGUGUGUGAUGACGACUGGAAGGCCCCGCUCACGGUCUCCCUGUUUUUCGUGGGCGUGCUGAUAGGCUCCUUCGUUUCGGGGCAGCUCUCAGACAGGUUUGGUCGGAAGAACGUGCUGUUUGUGACCAUGGCCAUGCAGACAGGCUUCAGCUUCCUACAGAUCUUCUCCAAGAGCUUUGAGAUGUUUGCCGUGCUGUUUGUCCUUGUAGGCAUGGGCCAGAUCUCCAACUAUGUGGCAGCGUUUGUCCUGGGAACAGAAAUUCUUGGCAAAUCCACUCGAAUUAUAUUCUCCACGUUAGGAGUGUGCAUAUUUUAUGCAAUUGGCUACAUGCUGCUGCCACUGUUUGGUUACUUUAUCAGAGACUGGCGGACACUGCUGCUGGCGCUGACGCUGCCAGGGCUGCUGUGCGCAGUGCUCUGGUGGUUCAUCCCUGAGUCCCCCCGAUGGCUCAUCUCUCAGGGACGAUUUAAAGAGGCAGAGGUUAUCAUCCAUAAGGCUGCCAAAAUCAACGGGAUUGUUGCACCCUCAGCCAUCUUUGAACCAAGCGAGCUACAAGACCUAAGCUCGCAGAAGCCGCAGUCCCACAGCAUUCUGGAUCUGCUCCGAACCCGGAACAUCCGGAUGGUCACCAUCAUGUCCAUCAUUCUGUGGAUGACCAUAGCGGUGGGCUAUUUCGGGCUCUCCCUGGACACCCCUAACUUGCACGGUGACGUCUAUGUGAACUGCUUCCUCUCGGCUGUGGUGGAAGUCCCCGCGUACGUGCUGGCCUGGCUGCUGCUGCGGCACCUGCCCCGCCGCUAUUCCAUGGCCACCGCCCUCUUCCUGGGCGGCAGCGUGCUCCUCUUCGUGCAGCUGGUGCCCCCAGACCUGUAUUAUUUGUCCACCAUACUGGUGAUGGUGGGCAAGUUUGGAGUCACUGCUGCCUUUUCCAUGGUCUACGUGUACACAGCUGAGCUGUAUCCCACCGUGGUCAGAAAUAUGGGUGUGGGAAUCAGCUCCAUGGCGUCCCGCUUGGGCAGCAUCCUAUCUCCCUACUUCAUUUACCUUGGUGCCUACGACCGCUUCCUGCCCUACAUUCUCAUGGGAAGUCUGACCAUCCUGACAGCCAUCCUCACCUUGUUCCUCCCGGAGAGCUUCGGCAUCCCCCUCCCGGACACCAUUGACCAGAUGCUCAGAGUCAAAGGAAUAAAAUACAGGCAAACUCCAAGCCACACAAGGAUGUUAAAAGAUGAUGAAGAAAGCCCCACAGUCCUUAAAAGCACAGCCUUCUAACAACCUCUCGUGAGUGAGGAAGUGAAGAGGAAACACUGGUCUUGUUAGCACGUGUAGACACUGCGUCCUUCAGUGGCAGGGUCUUUGCUGUUCAUUCUGUUGACCCUUUGUUGCGGAUGGGCACCUGGACUAAGAAGUUGUAUGUGGGCCUAGGGCGCCACCUUGCCUCCAAGCGACACCGUGGCUGCUGACAGACAACUUCAGAGAAGUCCUGACAUAUGAUGGAUGGGGCACUUCCCAAGAAGUGAACUAAAACCAUUGGGAUUUGGAAGAAUAUGAGCGGCAUCUGCUAAAUUUACAUUUUAAUUUAAGACUUCUUGAAAAGACCCCUAAUAAGACUGGAGGUCUAAAUCCCACCCCC